Molecule: messenger RNA, 396 nt
Organism: Dimorphilus gyrociliatus
Lineage: Eukaryota; Metazoa; Annelida; Polychaeta; Dinophilidae
Source: the annotation of a GenBank genome assembly
CUCAUUUACAAAAAUGAAACUUUUGCUAAUCACUGUCUUUGUUGCUCUCUUAACUACACAAAUUUUGGCUGGUCCAUUAGCUUCUUCUCUUCUAAACUAUUUGGAAGAAAGAGACGAAAAAUAUCAAUUAUUGGAAACCCUUUUACAAAGAGACAACAAUGAAAAUUUUGGUUAUGAUGGAUAUUUAAAGCAAAUUAAGAGAGGACUCGUUGCAAAAUACAAGAGGAAAUGUGGGGCUUGCAAAAAUGAAAAUACUGGCAUUGAAUGCACAAGAAUUCAAGCAUAUUGUAAAAGUAAAUUUAAGAUUGAAUUUUAAAAAACAAGCAAAAAGUUUUUUCUUUGUGUUAUUCCUUUAUUUUUCUUUUACGUGACGAAAUAAAGUUUUAAGUCGAGAAA